AUGGAGGCCCUGAACAGCAGCAGCACCCCGGGGCCCUUCGAUGGCCCGCAGUGGCCGCACCAGGGCCCCCGCGGCCUGUUCGUGGCCGCGGCCGUGCUGAUGGCGCUGCUGGUGGCCGCGGCCUCGCUGCUCAACGGGCUGGUCAUCGCCGCGUCCCUGCGGCACCGCCGCCUGCGCUCGCCCCUCAACCACGUCCUGCUCAACCUGGCCGUGGCCAACCUGCUGGUGACGGCCUGCGGCAGCUCCGUCAGCCUGGCCAGCAACAUCCGCGGCUUCUUCGCCUUCGGGGAGCGCCUCUGCCGCCUCGAGGGCUUCAUGGUGUCCCUGACGGGCAUCGUGGGGCUGUGGUCCCUGGCCAUCCUGGCCGUGGAGAGGUACCUGGUGGUCUGCAGACCCCUGGGAGAAUUUCGGUUCCAGCACUGGCACGCUGCCACUGGCUGUGCCUUCACCUGGGGCUGGUCCCUGCUCUGGACAACCCCACCCCUGCUGGGCUGGAGCAGCUACGUGCCUGAAGGGCUGAGAACCUCCUGCGGGCCCAACUGGUACACGGGGGGCAGCAACAACAGCAGCUACAUCCUGGCCCUGUUUGUCACCUGCUUUGUGAUGCCCCUGAGCCUGAUCCUCUUCUCCUACACCAACCUGCUGCUGACCCUGCGGGCGGCUGCAGCACAGCAGAGGGAGGCAGACACCACCCAGAAGGCAGAGAGGGAGGUGACACGCAUGGUGGUGGCCAUGGUGGUGGCCUUCCUCACCUGCUGGCUGCCCUACACCACCUUUGCACUGGUGGUGGCCACCAACAAGGGCAUUGUCAUCCAGCCAGCCCUGGCAUCCCUGCCCUCCUACUUCUCCAAGACAGGCACUGUUUACAACCCCAUCAUCUACGUCUUCAUGAACAAACAGUUCCAGAGCUGCCUGCUGGAAAUGCUGUGCUGUGGUCACCACCCCCGGGGCAUGGGGGAAACCUCUCCAGCUGCCCCCAGUCCCCAGGUGGCUGCAGAGGGGCUGAGGAACAAGGUGACACCAUCCCAGCCCGUGUGAUGUCCUGCCUGCAGCAGUGCCAGCUCCAGGAUCUGCCUGUGCCACCCACAGCAGCACACAGGGCUCAGGGGACAGCUGGAGGGGGGCUCUCAGAGCUUGGAGAGGUCCCCAGCAAAAAAAAUAAAUACAUGGCAGUGUCCUCUUGCAGGCAAGGUGCCAUCCCAUCACGGGAGAAAAUGCAGAUUUUCAUUGUUUCACUCUCCUAAGGAAUCCCCUCCCUCCCAGCCCCUCACCUUGGAGUCUUUCAGCAACACAAAAUAAGAAAUGAGCUGGAAUUUUCCCUCAGUGCACAACAUCCCAGGCUGUUUUUUGGCCCAGAGUCAGGUGGAACAUGGUCUGUCACCAUCCCCAGUCUGGCCAAGCCCUGCCUGCUCCUGCUGGGAAGUUCAGGGAUGCUGUAAAUCUGGCAAAAAUCCAGCAAGAAUGU
Molecule: messenger RNA, 1465 nt
Organism: Ficedula albicollis (Collared flycatcher)
Lineage: Eukaryota; Metazoa; Chordata; Aves; Passeriformes; Muscicapidae
Product: pinopsin-like
Exons: 5
Coding region: 1-1038 (345 amino acids)
Biological process (GO): G protein-coupled receptor signaling pathway; visual perception; phototransduction
Cellular component (GO): membrane; photoreceptor outer segment
Molecular function (GO): G protein-coupled receptor activity
Source: RefSeq, a predicted model, not a curated record